GGGAAGACGGACGCCGCAAACGCUAUGGAACUUCGUGUCCGAUUCCGCACAGCUAUCAGACGUAGAAUUAUAGCUACAUGGGUCCGUUUGAACUAGUGUCUAAAUACAUAGCCGAGCAGAAAGAGCGCGAGAAGCAUGAAGAGCUCACGCAUAAGCAUGGGAUGAAGCUUUCCAGCAAGUCAGGAUUUCCGCAUGCUUCGAAUUCAAAUUCCAAUUCAGAUUCACCACAAACAAUCUCAUCAACUGCCCCAAAUACACCAAGACCAAAUACACCAUCUCGCAGUGCAUGCAGCACAAGAUUCGCCACUCUCGAUGAAACUGCCCGUCUUCAACAACAAAAGAUCGCAGAGUGGACUGUCAGAAACCUAGCCAACAAAGCUCAAAUCAAGGAGGCUGAGGCUGAAGCUGAGGCCGAGGCAGAAUCCAAGACAGAAGAAUAAAAAGAAACAGAAGCAUCCACAAGCUCCACAGAUAUCUAUUCCGGGGCCCGAUUUCCAGAAUUUCCACAAUUAACCAACCUAGAAUUCCACAACCACACUGACGACCACCCUUUUAAUCCCCGUCAACCGUCCCUCCUUUCCUACCACCCCAACCCCAACACAACCCUCCACCUCGAUCCCCACCAACCAACCAAGCCUCUCCAAAGAGCGACUGCAUAGCACGACGCCUCGCAUUCUACAACUGCAACCGAGAAGGCGCGUUGGCUCACCCACGUCUGGUGAAUGGAGAGAGCGCGAUGGAUCUCGAUGAUUCGGGUGAGGAGUUGUGAUUCGUAGAUGUUAGUAUAUGGAGAUUUCUUUCUUGUUUCGGAUACAUGGAAUAGGUCUUUGCUUUGAGCUGCCACGGUAACUUUCGCUUAAAGGACUUUUGGUGGCUUAGGCUUAAUUGCUAAUUUAUUUCGGUGUUGGUCUUUGAGUUUCAAUUAUUGCAGGAGAGAAUAGUAUCAUACUUGUACUACAAGAUUCUAUUCUAUCAUCCUUGCUCUUUAUUACUGGUAUACUAGCUGAGUAGUAGUUAGCUAUAUAAUAAGGA
Messenger RNA from Botrytis cinerea B05.10, 1032 nucleotides. RefSeq lists its product as hypothetical. Lineage: Eukaryota; Fungi; Ascomycota; Leotiomycetes; Helotiales; Sclerotiniaceae. The transcript is spliced from 2 exons. Bases 78 to 440 code for a protein of 120 amino acids. The record is from RefSeq and is a predicted model, not a curated record.